Molecule: messenger RNA, 1220 nt
Organism: Ilex paraguariensis (yerba mate)
Lineage: Eukaryota; Viridiplantae; Streptophyta; Magnoliopsida; Aquifoliales; Aquifoliaceae
Source: the annotation of a GenBank genome assembly
AUGGGCGAGGCGGAAUACGAGGAGGCGCACCACCGCAACUUGGUGGUGUCGAGGUCGUUGCCUGCGAAGUUGAGGGAGUCGAAGCAUUUAUCAAAGUCGACGAAAGCUGGGUCAAGGAGGAUAGAUAUAGAGGAGCUGAGAAAGCUGAGCACAGGUUCGGCGAGGAGUGUAAAGAGGUUGGUGAACUAUGUAAGGUCCUUUGGGUUGUCGACCAUUUCUAAGACCGUCGAUGAAUUUGGGGGGACUGAUCAGUCAGAGAUUACCAGCGAGUGGGAGGCCACAAACUUUGCCAAGAGGAUCUUUAGGAACGUAGCCAAGCCAGGUGCCAAGUACAUUGAAGAGGAAGAUUUAAUGAGGUUUCUAAAACGAGUUGAGAUUCAUACCAUAUUCCCCCUCUUUGAAGGAGCCCUUGAGACCGGAAGGAUCGCAAAAUCAGCAUUCCAAAAUUGGGUGGUUCGUGCUUAUUUCGAAAGAAAAUCACUAGCACAUUCUCUGAAUGAUACAAAGACAGCAGUGCAACAACUUCACAAGCUAGCAAGUGUAGUUGUUAGUGUGAUUAUAAUCCUGGUGUCUCUGCUGGUGAUGGGGUGGGCAACAAUGAAGGUGAUUGUUUUCUUCAUAACACAGUUGGUUCUGGUGGGAUUCAUGUUCCAAAACACAUGCAAGAACAUAUUUGAGUCCAUCGUCUUCGUUUUUGUCAUGCAUCCUUUUGACAUUGGAGAUCGUUGUGUCAUCGAUGGAGUUCAGAUGGUGGUGGAAGAGAUGAAUAUUUUGACCACAGUGUUCCUUCGAUAUGAUAUGGAGAAAAUUUACUAUCCCAACUCGGUUCUUAUCACAAAGCCAAUCAGCAAUUUUUACAGAAGUCCAGAAAUGUGCGAUACUAUUGAUUUCACCAUCGAUGUCUCAACGCCUAUGGAAACUAUAACUGCGCUCAAGAAGGCCGUACAAAUAUACAUAGAGAGCAAGCCGAAGUAUUGGAACCCAAAGCACUCGAUGAUAGUGAAAGAGAUAGAGAAUGUGGACAAGAUGAAGAUGGCUUUAUGCGUCCAACACACCAUCAACCAUCAAAACUAUGGUGAAAGGAACAAUCGCAUAACUGAGCUUAUCCUUGAGUUGAAGAAGAUCUUCGAGCAUCUAGGUAUUAAGUAUCACCUUCUUCCUCAGGAGGUCCAUCUAACUCAAGUCAAUGUCAGCAACUGGAGGAUGCCAUUAUAAUCUUG